Molecule: messenger RNA, 2291 nt
Organism: Spodoptera litura
Lineage: Eukaryota; Metazoa; Arthropoda; Insecta; Lepidoptera; Noctuidae
Gene: Dronc
Product: Death regulator Nedd2-like caspase
Biological process (GO): regulation of apoptotic process; proteolysis
Molecular function (GO): cysteine-type endopeptidase activity
Source: RefSeq, a predicted model, not a curated record
AAAUAUCUGAGGUUUCGGUUUAGAGCAUAGAUUUAUAAAUAUAACAAGAAAUACAUAGCUCUAUGUACUACAUAUUAACUUGGAAAAAUAAUCUCUUUUUUUAUGUUAUCUACGGCUAUUAUAAUGACUUUGUCACCAUUCAGUCACUGUCAAUUCCAUUCCAGAGAAUAAAUAUAUCUGUCAAUACUAUCAGUCACCACUCACUCACUGUUUUAUUUUAGAAUUUUGUUUUGUUUGUCGUGUUCGGUCGUUUGUUUGUUGCAAAGAGUUUAAUAAGUUUAAGAGCUGCAAUUACAUCUUAUAAGUGUGUUUGAAAUUUAAACGAGAUUUAUAAUUUAAAUUGAAAUAUUUUUUUUUUUUAAAAAGCUGUGUUAAACUUAUUUUUUACAAUGCAAAGAGAACACAGGGAUGCAAUCCAAAGUAAUUUUAGCUCCCUGGUGGAGCGUACGGAUCUUGAUUCAGUUGUUACAGCUUUGUAUGAAAAGGGAGUAUUUUCCGAGCAAAUGAUCGAACCGUACAGAAACAACUCUGAGUUGGAAAGGGAUCGCAAACGUCGUCUCUACAUGGAUGUUACUCGUCGAGGACCUCAUGCAUUUGCACAUCUGGUAGAUACUCUUGGAGAGUUAGGAUACUGGGACUUGGCGCGUGAUCUGGAUCCUGAUAGUCCAUUUUCUUUUUCAAGCCAACAGAGAUUUAACCCUAUUCCCCAACCUAGGCCGACAGACAAUGAUAACUUUCGCAGUCUCAGCACAUCAAACAGGCCUAGAGCUGAACCCAACAGAAUCAAUGUGCAGUUACAGUCUACACCGCCUCCUCCUGCCGUUGAGAACAACAAUGCGGAUGAAGAGGUCACUGCACCACCAUUUAUUGUUAAAAAAAGCACAAAAUUUAUGGAGGAUGACAAUACUAAAGAUCUGAAGCUGUACAAAACGCGCGGCCGCAACCGUGGCAUCUUGCUAGACUUCACAUACACAGAGUUUGAUAACAAUAUCGAAGAGUUUCGCAAUGGCGUCGACGUGGAUUGCAACAACCUCAAGUACCUAUUUGAUGAACUCGGCUUUCGUAGGCUCGGAUACCUCAACCUUACCAAAACUGAGACAAUGGAGACGCUAAAGUCUUUGAACAACGUGUUGGUAAACAUUGAGAGCGUAUUCAUCGUGGUAUCGUCGCACGGGUACGAGCGGCCGCAUUCCUCCGACACCGACGUGCGCUGCAAGGACGGCCAGCUCAUCUCGCUGUAUGAUUUCAUGACGUACUUCAACAACCGCAACAUGCCCGCCCUCAUCGGAGUUCCCAAAGUGUUCAUCUUCCAAAUGUGCAGAGGCAGCAGUGCGGACUACGCGUGGCACUCGAGCGCGGCGCAGAUGCCGAUGCCGGCGGGGGACGUGGUGUACGACGGCCGGCCCGAGCCGCCCGCCAGCGCCGCGUCCUCCGCGCUGCACUUGUACGACCGCCCGCGACAGACGCCCCUCUACUCCGACAUACUUAUCGCGCACUCCACGCUUCCCGGGCUUGUGGCGCAUCGGGACGGCAAGCGCGGGUCGUGGUACAUCCAAGCAUUGUGCGAGGUGUUCGCAGCGCGGGCACACGACUGUCACGUGGAGAAGCUGUUCACGUUAGUUGACCAGCGCAUGCAAGACAAGUUCAAGGUGCAGACCUCCUCGGUGGACCGCUGGGGCUUCAAUAAGAGGCUGUACCUGCACCCCGGUCUCUACGAGUGAUGUACUGGCCACAGCACGCGGCCGAUAGGUUGUUUGAUGGUUGUUUCUAAGCAAUUUGACUGAUGUGUCUUCCGCAGUUGUAGAUUUUAAUUGUAGUGCAUGGUUCUAUUACCUUUUGUUUAUAAGGCAAAUAAUUUCAUAUACUAUUUCUCACUUAAUCAGAGGUGUGAUCUGACACAAUUGUAUAAUUAUCAUGAUUAAUAAUAAUGUAGGUAUAUUAAUCUCAAAUUUUAUAAAUAUAUUCAUGUGAAAGGCAUUGUCACAAAUGACUGUAAAUACUAGCAGAGUAGUAGGUAAGUCAUAGAAUCAAUGCAGUCGCCUUAGUUUAGGAUAGAUGGAUGAAAUGAAUAGUAAAUAGUGACAAAAAUGCAAUUUGUAACAUGAAGUUCUUUUAAAAUAUGGUUGCAUAAUUUAUGUAAUAAUUUUAACCAAUAUAAACAUUUCAUAACAUUAUUGAAAGUUUCGAAACAAGCUCUGCAUAAUUUUGUACAACUUCUUUUUUUUAGGUAAUUUACACAAUAUUUUCUAUUUAUAUUAACCUCUCGCGCGCUUCUCGUACACACGGGUAAA